Messenger RNA from Danio rerio (zebrafish), 1167 nucleotides. Lineage: Eukaryota; Metazoa; Chordata; Actinopteri; Cypriniformes; Danionidae. The record is from RefSeq and is a predicted model, not a curated record.
GGACUGUUCUCCACUUAUCAGUGAGGGUAAAAAUAAACCCAGUGAGUGAGAAGAGUGACCCACAGCUCCUCACAUAUAAGAAUCCAGAGGAGAGGCUGAGCUGGUUUUCCUCUGCAUCUCUGCUGCGUGUCAGAUCAGAGCAAACAUGUCAGACAACGAAGAAGUGGAAGAGUACGAGGAGCAGGAGGAAGAGCAAGUGGAGGAGGAGGAGGAGGUGCAGGAGGAGGCGCAGAAUGAUGAAGAGGCUCAGCAGGAGGAGAACGCAGGAGGAGAUGAAGAGACCACUCAGGAACACGAGGAGGCUAAGCCCAAAUUCCUAAAACCAUUUAUGCUGCCAAAUCUGGUGCCUCCAAAGAUUCCAGAUGGAGAAAGAGUCGAUUUUGAUGACAUCCACCGUAAGCGCAUGGAGAAGGACCUGAAUGAGCUGCAGACGCUGAUCGAAGCUCACUUUGAAAGCCGUAAGAAGGAGGAAGAGGAAAUCAUCAGCCUCAAAGACAGAAUUGAGAAGCGUCGUUCGGAGCGAGCAGAGCAGCAGAGAAUCCGCAGCGAACGCGAAAGGGAGCGACAGAAGCGUUUGGAGGAGGAAAGAGCUCGCAAGGAGGAAGAGGAAGCCAAAAAGAGAGCAGAAGAUGAUGCCAAGAAGAAGAAGACGCUCACCAGUCUGCACUUCGGCGGUUACAUGCAAAAGAUAGAGAGACGGAGUGGAAAGAAACAGACUGAGAGAGAGAAGAAGAAGAAGAUUCUCGGUGAUCGACGCAAACCUCUGGACAUUGACAAUGCCAAUGAAUCUGCUCUCAGAGAGAAAGCAAAGGAAUUGUGGAGCUGGAUGCGUGAACUAGAAGCAGAGAAGUUUGAGUUACAGUAUCAGUUCGGCAAACAGAAAUAUGAGAUCAAUGUCCUGAGGAACAGAGUCAGUGACCAUCAGAAAUUGUCAAAAAGAACCAAGCGAGGCCUCAGAAAGUGAAUGCUGUGCUGAAAAACACACUUGAAUCCUCACAAAUCCACCGAAAUCAUGAAGAGAGGAGCUGACCACUGUUGAAAAUUUAUUUUCCCUCAGUUAGAUUUCACUGAACUAUGUAGAUUUUACCUGAAUAAAAAUAAUGAAAAAAAAAAGUUGUUUUUUAUGUUUUUCGGUUAAAGCUACAAUAAAAUAUCCAAAACCGACUA